This is a messenger RNA of Setaria italica (foxtail millet), 2703 nucleotides long. Its product is annotated as wall-associated receptor kinase 2. NCBI's taxonomy places the organism in Eukaryota, Viridiplantae, Streptophyta, Magnoliopsida, Poales, Poaceae. Gene Ontology annotation, biological process: cell surface receptor signaling pathway; protein phosphorylation. The transcript is spliced from 3 exons. The record is from RefSeq and is a predicted model, not a curated record. Bases 78 to 2351 code for a protein of 757 amino acids. Gene Ontology annotation, cellular component: plasma membrane. Gene Ontology annotation, molecular function: polysaccharide binding; ATP binding; protein serine/threonine kinase activity.
AGACCUUCCUCAACCUUGGAGUAGCAGCUGCCAAGUGCUCGAUUCAAUCAAGGGAAGACAACUAACACCACCACACCAUGCUGCCGCAUAGAUUAGAUGCACUGCUAUGUCUUGGAGUAGUGCUCUUGCUUGCGGUAAUACUCUCUUCUGUUGAAGCAUUGCCGCCGCCUAGCAACAACUGUCAGAGAAAAUGCGGCGAAGUCGAUAUCCCAUAUCCAUUUGGCAUUGGGCCUUACGACUCGCCUGAUCACUGCUCUUUGCCCGGCUUCAACCUGAGCUGCACGGAAGUCGGCCAUGGAUCAUUCAGGCCAUUUCAUAAAGAUGUAGAGGUUCUGAAUAUCUCGCUGCAGCAAGGUCUUGCCCGGAUCAGGAUGGAUAUGUCGACUUAUUGCUACAACACCUCCACUAAGGAAAUGGAUUACCUAAACUGGCGGCUGAACCUGACAGGUACGCCCUAUAGAUUCUCAGAGACUGCUAACAUGUUUACGGUCGUUGGGUGCAGAACACUGGCAUACAUUGGAGAUGAGAAUAACAUCGGCAGGUACAUGAGCGGUUGUGUCUCCAUGUGCCGGCGAGGCGAUGUAAGAACACUUACUGAUGGCUCAUGCUCCGGAAUUGGCUGCUGCCAGACAGCCAUCCCCAAGGGUCUGCAGUACUACCAGGUGUGGUUCGAUGAAGGCUUCAACACGUCGGAGAUCUACAACACCAGCCGCUGCAGCUACGCGGCGCUGGUCGAGGCAUCCAAAUUCACAUUCUCCAAAAGCUACGCUACAUCAUCGGAGUUCUACGAUACUUAUUCUGGGCAGCCACCGUUGAUCGUGGACUGGGCUAUUGGGAACGGAACUUGCGAUGAAGCCCGGAACAAGCCUGAGUCAUAUGCAUGUGUCAGCAGUAGCAGUGAGUGCUUUAAUUCGGACAAUGGACAAGGCUACAUCUGCAACUGCACCAAAGGAUUCCAAGGCAAUCCGUACCUUGUUGACGGAUGCAAAGAUGUUGAUGAAUGUAAUAACAAUCUGGAGAAAUACCCUUGCUCUGUGAAGGGAACUUGCAAGAAUACUCAAGGAGGAUUUCAAUGCAUUUGUCCUCCGCAUUACCAAGGCAACGCAUACACUGGGACAUGUGAGAAGGACCAGUCAAUUCCUCUAAAAGUCACAAUUCCAAUAGGAAUUUUUGCCUGUGUUUUGCUUGGUCUAUUACUUUAUCUUGGUAAAGAAUGGAUCCAGCACAAACGACAAAUAAUAAGGCAAGAAUACAUAAGGAAGACUGAUGAAUGCUUUCAGCAGAAUGGAGGGCAAUUGCUAAUGGAUAUGAUGAAAGUAGAGAGCAACAAAACAUUUAAGUUGUAUAACCGAGAAGAAAUUGAGUUGGCCACCAACAACUUUGACAAAAGCUCAAUCAUUGGUGAAGGUGGUCAGGGAACUGUUUAUAUAGGGCAAAAUCUUGAUUUAGAAAAUAAUCCUGUUGCUAUCAAGAUCUGCAAGGGAUUUGAUGAGAAUAGGAGAAUGGAAUUUGGUAAGGAGCUUCUUAUACUUUCUCGAGUCAAACAUGAAAACAUCGUCCAGCUUCUAGGUUGCAGCUUGCAGUUUGAAGCUCCAGUUCUGGUGUAUGAAUAUGUUCCAAAUCAAACUCUACAACAUCUUAUUCAUACACAAGUUGAUCCGUCCAAAAGAACUCUAGAGGUCCGUCUUAAAAUUGCCUCUGAGAUUGCUGCAGCACUUGCAUACCUACAUUCUCUUAGCCACCCUGUCUUUCAUGGAGAUGUCAAGUCCGUUAAUAUUCUUCUAGGCCACGAUCUCUCUGCAAAAGUUUCUGAUUUUGGGUGCUCCAUGAUUAGGUCAGCUGAUGAAAAUGUUCAAGUAGUGAAGGGGACGAUGGGCUACUUAGAUCCAGAGUACCUUUUGAACUUUGAGCUUACUGAUAAGAGCGAUGUUUACAGCUUUGGUGUUGUUCUUUUGGAGCUCUUAACACGAAGGAGGGCACUGUCCAAAACAAAGGUAAGCCUCGUGUCUGUCUUCAUGGAAGGUGUGAAGGAGGGCAAGCUUACAGAACUCAUAGAUAGGGAGAUAGACAAUCAAGAAAACAUGGAGUUAAUACUUCAAGUGGCUGCGGUAGCAAGUCGGUGCUUGGCCAUGACCGGUCAACGCAGGCCAAUGAUGAGAGAGGUAGCAGAGGAACUCCAGCGAUUGGCACGUCCAGUACCACCUCGCACUCAAGGGUUUCAUGGUGUUAGUGCACUCAUGAUGCAGGGACGGUCGUCUGACAAUUCAUCGGGUGACUAUACUAGUGAAGAAAGCACAGAUUAUUACAUCCUCCAGAAGAAAGCCUCGAUGAGCAUAGAGUUUGCAAGAUGAAAUCAACAUGGACAGAUGACUGAAUUUGUUGAAGCACGUGAUAACUAGUAUAAUAAUGCCUUGGUCUUCCGGUGCUAAAAGUUAGUGAUAAAAAAUGAAGGACUAUAAAAGGGAAGCACAAGUUUCAUAACACAUGGAGCUUGAUAUUUGUUUCAAUUAAUUCACAGGAUUCUAGUACCAUUUUUAAUAGUCUGUAUAUGGUUUUCAUAAGGUUGCCACUUAUGCUUCUCUUAAAAGAUGCAAUGAAGUUAUUGUAUAGAAAAUUUGUACAUACUUUCUAUAGGAACUCAAGUUUCGUUGUAAUAACACUAUAACAGGAGCCAGCAAGAUGCCUAACACAUUUAGCAAUGCA